AUGGUAAAGGACAAAGAACGCUCCGUCAACCCCGCGCAGGCCCAACGGCGGUUGGAGAAACAAAAAACGCUUAAGAAAGGCAAGGCGGAGGUCCAAGCUCGCCGCAAUGAGAAGCUUGCUCGUCGCAACCCUGACCGACUCCAGCGCCAAAUCAACGAUCUCAAGGCCAUCGAGGAAUCGGGGCAGCCUUUGAAACCGUCAGAGAAAAAACAUCUUGAAGAGCUUGAGAGGGAUCUCCGCGCCGUCAAGAAGGCCAGAGAAGCGCUUGGUGAUAGGGCCCCGACGUUUGGAAGAGGGGAAGCUAGACAGGGAGCGCAUGCCUCUGAUCGAGGCCGUGGCGGUGGUGUACUGGGGAAGAGAAGGAGGGAUGGCUAUGAGAAUAGCCGAUGGAGGCGUCAUAGUGGUGAGGAUGGCAAUGAAAGCAGCGACACGGACGAGAGCGUUCGACGCAUCCCCAUGCCAAAAGACACACCCCCACCUAUCCCGCGCCAGAAUGCAUCCCGACGCGGAAUCAAUGCAAAUACGGAACCGCUUGGCGAAGGUAGAGGGUGGGGAGAGAUGCAGCCGGCUUCUGCUGCCACUACACCUGCAGCUGCACAAGCUAAGCUUGAAGCUAAAACGGUUUACGAAGCGGCUCCAGUCAUCAAGGAUCUGCGGAAAGAAGCUGUGCGCAAAUUUAUCCCAACAGUUGUGCGGAGGAAAAUAGAGGCUGCUGAGGGUCAGUCUGGGAGACUGGUUGAGCCUGAGGAAAUGGAUCAGCUCGAGAAAGAAGGUUAUGUACCUGGUGCUCUCCACGGGCAACCUGCGUCAUCUGUCGAAGUUGGAAGUGUAACUGGAUCUCCCGCGAUGAAUGUUACAACGCCUCUAGAGGCGGACACUUCUAAAAUAAGGACCGUGCAGAUAGAAGACGUCGAUGAUGAAGAUCUCUAG
Molecule: messenger RNA, 930 nt
Organism: Paracoccidioides lutzii Pb01
Exons: 1
Coding region: 1-930 (309 amino acids)
Biological process (GO): RNA processing
Source: RefSeq, a predicted model, not a curated record